Messenger RNA from Rattus norvegicus (Norway rat), 3311 nucleotides. It is a transcript of the gene Ap1s2, whose product is annotated as adaptor related protein complex 1 subunit sigma 2. The record is from RefSeq and is a predicted model, not a curated record. Gene Ontology annotation, molecular function: clathrin-cargo adaptor activity. Gene Ontology annotation, biological process: protein transport; intracellular protein transport; vesicle-mediated transport. Lineage: Eukaryota; Metazoa; Chordata; Mammalia; Rodentia; Muridae. Gene Ontology annotation, cellular component: clathrin-coated pit; AP-1 adaptor complex; synapse.
AGCUUGGCGCGCGUCCUCUGGUCCGCCUCUCAGCUCACCGCAGCCUGGGCUCCUCCUUCGUCCAGCCUCCAGGGCGGGAUCUGUUGGCUCGCCCUACCCUCGCCGCCUAAGCCUGCCCUCCACCAGACGGGUCCCCUCCCCGCGGCACCACGGCUUCCCUUCAACAGCCUGGCGACGGGGGCUUCCCCUCAGCAGCUGCCGGCGCCUCAGUCUCCGCAGCCAGCCAAGCUCCGCCGCGUCCGCGGCCCGCAGCCGCCAUGCAGUUUAUGUUGCUUUUUAGUCGUCAGGGAAAGCUUCGACUGCAGAAAUGGUAUGUCCCACUGUCAGACAAAGAGAAGAAGAAAAUCACCAGAGAACUUGUGCAAACCGUUUUAGCACGGAAACCCAAGAUGUGCAGCUUCCUUGAGUGGAGAGAUCUGAAGAUUGUUUAUAAAAGAUAUGCCAGUCUAUAUUUUUGCUGUGCUAUUGAGGAUCAGGACAAUGAACUGAUUACCCUGGAAAUAAUCCAUCGUUAUGUGGAAUUACUUGACAAGUAUUUUGGCAGUGUGUGUGAACUUGAUAUCAUCUUUAAUUUUGAGAAGGCCUAUUUUAUUUUGGAUGAAUUUCUUUUGGGAGGAGAAGUUCAGGAAACAUCAAAGAAAAAUGUCCUUAAAGCAAUUGAGCAGGCUGAUCUCCUGCAGGAGAAAACAGAGAAUAUGUAUCACAGCAAGAGUUUCAUUGGGUAUAAGAAAGCAUACUAGAAUACGUGCUGGAGUACAGACAUGCAUCAAAAUGUAGUAGGAUAUAUGAAUUCAGUUUUAAUUAUUAAUUUGUCAAGUUUAUUAUUUGUUUUUUGGCAUUAUUUGGAAAAUUAAUUGCAAUACUAAUGGAAAUCCCUAUUAUUUCAUUAAAUUGAUGGCUUUUAGGAAAUUUUUCCCUAUAAUUCAUAAUUGGGAUUAUAAUUUACCUUUUAUACAGAAUAUUGAAAUUGGGUGAGAGUCAUUGACAAAGUAUUUUUAAAUAUAGUAAAUUAUUAGUAAUGUUAGUACAGAUGAGGACUUUCCCUGUGAGAGUGAAAGCUUCUGUAAAAUGAAGCAUUGGGCAUUUAUUACUAAUAUUACUUUACUUUCUUGUUUUAUCAUUGCACUAUUCUAAAUGGGAAAGGGGCAGCUUUUGUAGCCUAAUAUUUUACAGUUCUAACUUUAGAAUUCAUCUGGGAUGCUGUAAGGUCCAUUUAAGACCCCACCUUGGGUUAUUUUUGUCACUUUGAUGUGAGAACAUCUAGCAUCUUAUUAGAAUUAUUUAUAGGGAGACAUUUAAAAAUUAUAGGGAGUGCCUUAGAAUCAUUUUGAGGACUUUCAAAAAAUUAAUCUGUAGCCUCAAAGUCAAUUUUUUUUAGCUAAGUCAACAAUCAAAAGCUUUCAUAGGUACUUAAGAAUACCAUCUGGUAAAUAGUUUUAAGUUAUUGGGAAGCUUUUUCUCUGGGAUCUCUUCUUAGUGUACUAGGACCCUAGUAAAUGGAACAUACUGGUGAAAAGGGAGUAUUCUAACUGAGCUUGCCACUAAAUUAGCAUUGAAUUUAAACUGGCAAUCUUUUCAGAUUAGUAAUAAGUACAGUGGUUUAGGAGUCUGUAGAAUGUAGGUCAUCUUGUUUACUGUUACAUCCCAUGAACUUGAAAAAGAUAAAUCUGAACUGGGCAUUAAGAACAUAAAUGUUCAGCCACAAACCAAAGAACAAAAGCAAAUCUGAUGCUUUAGGUAAUUUUACUGUGAACUAAGCAUUCUGAUUGUGUUUCCAUCAGCUUGUAUACUGUGUGUAAGAAUAUAUGCAUUUCUUUUGUAGCCACGCCAUGAAUAUUUUAAUGUCCCUGUGUACUAAUGACUGCUCAUCGACUAUGCAGAAUUUCACAGAGGAAAUAGAGAACUGAUAUACUUAUGAAAGAAAAUGUCCUCAGCUUGGUGACUAAUUCUCCUGUAAAAUAAUAUAUAGCAUCUUAGAACUAGUACCUUUAUGAUUGUAUUUUUUUCUGUGCCUAUUCUUAAUUCUAUUUAUUUUGUAUAUGAUAUUGACAUAGUUUUUUCUGUCUACUACUGAUUUCUUCUUGACAAAAUAUGACUUGUGAAUGUUUUGAUUAAUAUUCUGAACACAUACAAGUUAUCAUUAGUAAAUAAUCUGUGAUUAAUCUUAUGAGAGUAUAAGUGAAAGACCGGGGACAAUCACAAAUGUUUACCAAAGAAAACAGUUAGGAGCUCAGGCAAAAUUAGGCAUACCACAAUAUUUAAUGUAGUUUGAUCUUCCACUGUUGAAGAAAGCCAAGCUUUAUUUAGUGCUAAGAUUAUCUUACAGUCUGUAUGAGCUAAUAUGUUGGACUGUAUCACAUAAAAGUGUAUGUUGGAACAGUAUAAGAAAAAUCAAUUGUAUAAUUCUCUAAGAUCUAAGGUUAAAACAUUUCAAUUUUUAAGAAAUUUUGUAUUGCCAAUAUUUAUUAAGCCACAUUUGUGCAGUGUCAAAAGUCCCUUUAUGAACUGUCAGAAAACUAUGUCACAAAGUCUCCUGUAUUGUUGCUCAGUAACAGCCCUUGAGUCAGUAAUACUGAGCCUACCCAUGUGAUACAAAAAUUCAGAUAAUCAUUUUUAAUAUCCAAACAUUUAUAGUUUAUUAAUUAAUGGCUUCCUAAUUAAUAUAUUAAGCCUUCUUCUAAACAUUCAGUGAUGUGUUAACUAUGCUUGUAUAUUUUGGAAUACUAAAAACUUUUAAUAUUAAUUUUAUAUAAAUAUGGUUUUAAUAAGCAGCAAAUUGAGACUUUAAAACCUAAGUAAAUUUUUACUAAACAAUAACUUAGGAGGCAUGGUAGUGCAUGCCUGUCAUCCUAGUACUUGGGAGGCUGAGGCAAAAGGAAGAUGAGGUACUAUAGUACCUAGGGCAUCCCUGUCUCAAAAGACAAAAAAGCUAAGUAUGCCAAAAAACUCUAGUAACUUCAGAAGGUACCCUUACCAGUUUCCCACUGAAAGAAGAUCUAGGAAAUGUUUUAGGAAAUGCAGUGUUAGGCAGCUGUACAGCUCAGCGCUCUCCAUUGCCAUCUGCAACAUCACAAAGCAUUGGUCUUUCAUUUCCAUUUUUCCCAUCCUCCCACACUACAUGUUGUUCAUCUGAUUUUAAUGUUGCAUAAAUAUGCAUUGUCUCAUGCCUGUUUGUUUUGGUUGCUGUGUGCUGAGCUGUAAGAAAAUGUUGUGCUUUUGUGGGGGGAUUAUCUGUAUACAGCUGCUUGCUUUAAAUUAGCAGAUUCUGAAAUAGCUUUUUCUUGCAUGUCUAAAAUAAAGUAUUGCAUGUA